Messenger RNA from Cuscuta epithymum, 6666 nucleotides. The record is from the annotation of a GenBank genome assembly. Lineage: Eukaryota; Viridiplantae; Streptophyta; Magnoliopsida; Solanales; Convolvulaceae.
UAUAUAUAUAGAAUGCCAAGUGCCCAACAUAAAGAACGUUUUAGUUAUUUUUCAUCGCUAAUUAUCAAAAGAAAAAAAAUUCUAGUAAGAUUCUUAUUACUAGUAUUUCAAUUCCCAAUUUUCAUACCUUCUUCUAUAGCUGCUAGCUAGCUCCUCCACCUCCUUGCAUUGACAAUAUGAUCAUGAGACCGUUAUUGCUUUUGCUCCAACUCUUCUUCUUCUUCUUUGUGGCGGCGAAUUCUUCAACCGCCACGACAGAUGACAGCAUUGUUGCAGGAGCGGCAGCGGCGGCGAUAGAGCUACAGAAUCACACCGGAAUCUCGGAGUUCCGGUUACUGAACAGAAAACGUCUGCUGGAGUGCCACGACCCCAACCCUUACCUUAAAUUGUGGGUAGAACUCUCCAAUGACAAUACAAAUCCCAACCAGCUUUCUGAUGAAGAAACUGUUACAGUUCAUGUUGAUGGAGUGAUGCUUCCCUCUUCAACCGACUGGGUUGCCCUGAUUUCUCCUUCCCAUUCUGAUGUUUCAGAUUGUCUCUUUAAUUGGUACAAGUACAAAGAGACCGGAGAUUUUAGCAAACUUCCUUUGCUUUGCCACUAUCCUGUUAAGGUAAUAAUUAUUCCUUAAUUACCGCAUUGUUGUAUCAUCAUUACACUUCAACUUUAAUUAAGAUGGGCAAAUAAGCAAAUUAAAGUCCUCGACUCUUUCUUUUCCUCCAUUACUUUUCACAUUACUUUUUCUGUCUUCAAUCCAAAGCCAAAUGUGCUACUUGAGUUCUUCUUUAGGUGAACUUCAAUCCAAGUCCACCAUUCAUUAUUAUUAUUAUUAUUAUUAUUAUUAUUAUUAUUAUUAUUAUCAUCAUCAUCAUCAUCAUUAUUAUUAUAUUAUUAUUAUUAUCAUCAUCAUUAUCAUUAUUAUUAUUAUUUCUGUCUUAACUAAGUCUCUUACAAUGAAUUGGUGAUUAAAUCUAUUUAUAAAUUCAAUUUAUAUUCCGUAUAUAAGGGGGGGGGGGGAUCUGGUACAAAUUAAAGUGAUCUUACAUUUUAGAGUGAGCUGGUACAGUCGUACAGAGAUUUAUUGUGAAACUAAACAUUAUUGUACGUAAUACUAGAGUGAGUUAGCACAAAGAUUUUUUGGUUAAUAUUUUGUGUAUUUUUAGUAUAAAAAAAACAUACUAAUUGUGAGCCAUACUAGAAAGUGAUGUAAAAUAAGUAAUACGGAAUUUGCGUAUCAACUAAAAAAAUAUUUGUUUGACAAUAAAUUACUAGCUCACUCUUAAGUGUACGUACACAAUAUCUAUUGUGAGCAGAAAUAGAAAAGUAUGCCUAAACAUGAUGUAAAACAGUAAAUGUUUAGUUCUGUAUUACACGAAAGCUUUAAGGUAACAAAAUGGAGUCUGAUAGAGUAUUAAUUCUAGAGAGAAGUGAGAGCUAGAGAGAGAAAGUGAGUAAUUAUAUUUCUCAACUUGGAACCCCCUAUAAUUAGCCCCUUGGGGUCUAUUUAUAGGUAAAAAUGUGGAUUUGGGCCUCUAGCCUUGGGCUUAGGAGGCCCAUUACAAUAAUCAUGCCUUCUUUGGGCGAAAUAAGGCCACUAAUGGGCUGUGUACAAUACUUAGUAAAUACAAUGAAAAAUACAUUCUGCCUGGACGAAGUCCGGACGAUGCGGUCCAUGGACGAUGCGGUCCAUGGACGAUGCGGGUUCUGGGCUUUGCCCAAAGAAUCCAGGUGAUGUCUUCUUUCUUGGACGUUGCGUGCCCUUAGCCGAUGCGGGUGCCUUGCUGGUGUCUUUUGGGCCAUUGAGUAUGUGGGCCAUGGGGUCCAGGCCCAUAUACUCUAUCAGGAGUCCCCUACUCUCUGAGCUGAGGUAAAGCCGAAGCGAAAGGGAGUACUUGUUCCUUUCUGGCUGACUGUUGCGUGAGCCUAAGGUGCUCGGUGGCCGAAGAGGUCUUUGCCUUGGUUUUUAGACGAAGGGGUUUCUUUACUUGAUGGAGACGGAGCGCCUUUUGGGGAUUCAUCACCUUGAUGCUGGUCGAUGCGCUCCCCGUGGGCGUGCUUUUAGGACGAAGCGAUAUGUUCCUCUCUUCAUGGAUGAUGUGGUGAAUUCUGUUGGAUAAACUGGCCAGUUUCAUUGCCAUUUGUUGGGGCCGAAGAGCUCCCUUAUAACUUUUUGGCCGCAGCGAUAACCUUGUCUUAUGAAGUGAGGAAGGUUGAUUCCGUCUAUGUGGACGAUGCGAUGCACGCCUUAACUUGUCAUGCAGCCGAAGCGUUUCUGACUUGUGGGUUCUUGCUAUGGUGAGCCGACGCAGUCCCCCCAGUGUGCGCAGCCGUUGCGUGUUAGAUCUCACAUUUUGAGUUUUUAAUUUUGGGCUCUGUGGCCUAUGCGAUUCGUACUGCUAUUGAGGUGAAUUGUUCGCCUUUUGUUGUUGGUGAGCCGUAGCGCACCCUUUUAUAUUAAGGCCGUUGCGUUUUCUCUUCUUGUGGCCGAUACAGUCCCCUAGUCCCCCACUCCUUUGGCCGAAGAGUAUCUGAGGCACAAGGGAGUAAUGAGCCGAUUCGGUACCUAUGCGUUAGUCGCAAUUCCAACCCUUAGGCGAACCUGUCCAAGGUAACCCUGUGGGAGAACCCUUGGACGAAGGCCGCGAUACCAGGGUCAUCAUCAACGAUGCGCGCAUAAGCGGCCGUAGUGGUCUAUCAAGGUUUUUUGGGUCGUUGUGAGGACGGAGUUUAGGCCGAUACGUUCCCCUUUAUCGGAAGUAUGGGCCGAUGCCUGCUUUGGAGCUUCGUAGUAGUUGGGCCGUAGCGGUGUUCAGCCGAUGCCUUGCUCUUUGUAAGGUUGAGUUGGGCCGUAGGGGUGCCUGCAUGAGUGAUUUUGAAUUGGUGCUCCUUGAUUGGUUGGAGGAGAGGUGGCCGUUGGUGGAGCCAAUGGGAUGGCGCCACGUGUAGUGACCGUUGGAAAGGUCUCUAUAAAUACCCCCCCCCCCCCCCCCCUUCCGAAGUUGCUUCCUCAUUUGCAUUUGCUAAGUGUCGAAUUGCUGCUGAGAUUUCUAGAGAGAGAAGUGCUUCCCAGAAUCUUCCAAGUGUUUCUUCAAAUCUCCAAAUCUUCAAAGGUUAGACACUAAUUUUCCUUUGAUUUCUUCAUAUUUUGCUCCUUAGGGUGUUAGAUCUAGUGUUCUUUAGGAAAGUCACUUUGAUCCGAAAACUACCCUUAGGACGUAGCGAUAGUUGUUAUGCCGUUCGCUGACGGCCGUAGCGUCCCCUCCCCAAUUGACUUAAAAGCUUCGCUGAACGAAUCUGAUUGGCCUUUUGACGACGAGGACACAUCUCCUGGAGUCGAUCUAAGGGUGGAGGAGGCCUUCGAGGUUGAGAUGGAGAAUACUGCGGAUUACCGCACCUCUGUGGACGAGGAGCGCCUUAGUGAAGAUGCGGGUUCUCAACCGUCGGGUGAGGACGAAGCGAGUUCUGAGCCCAAGCUCCGAGAAAGCGAUGCGGGUGAUGCUUCAUCGGCCGCCAUCCCCUGUCCCCCACCUAUUUCCUCUGUGCCGGGUGGGGCGUCGUCCUCCGGGGCGGCGAAGAGACGCACCUCGCGUCGGCGGAAAGGGGUAUCCGGCGGGCUCUCUCAAUUGGAUCUGACGAAUCUUUACAUCAUAAGGCCGGAGAGCACCCAGAGCGAAUACCAUGUGGCACAGUUGUACGUAGGCCCUUAUGGAAAGGUGAGGGCGCCGAAGCCGACGGACCAUGUUCUGGAUCCACCUCCCGGUUACUUCAGAGUGUAUCCGAUGAGCUUCUCGCAGGGUUUAAGGUUCCCUCUACAUCCAUUCGUCGUGGAGUAUCUCCGCAUGAUAGACCUUCCACCUGCCUUAUUAACUCCGAACAGCUAUUCCCUUAUUGUUGGGUUCCUCAUCCGAUGCGAUGAGCUUGGGAUUGAGCCGACGACGGCGUUGUUCACGAACUUGUACCGGAUCGGUCGGGGCAGUCACGAGAACUGUGCUGGAUAUGCGGCCCUCCAGCAGUUGCCGAAGAAGAGAUCCUUUACUGACCACCCGUCGUCCAUUCAUGGGUGGAAGAGCAAGUUUUGUUUUGUGAAGCUGGCCGAUGGGGUGUUCUUCCCCUCCCAAGGGCACAACGACAUUUUUAAUUUGCACGUCCCACCCAAGAGUCCUGAGAUUGAUGCUCAAGUGGAGGCGUUCCUGAAGGGUGGGCCGCGGAGCGUCAACACUUACAUCACUGAGUUCAAGAUAGCCGCCCUCAGGAUGAUGCGGUACUAUAUUCCCGGCGACCCCGAUUGCGGAUUGUGGCCGAAAAUAUCUGGCUAUUAUGAGCAGGCCGACGGGCCCUAUUUUGGUGUUCCGGCCGAUGUCGAAGGUUGAUCCCUUUCCUUGGGCUCCAUUAUGGUUUGCUUUACUUAUUUUUCUAACUCUUUGGUUUUUGCAUUUGCAGACUUCACCAUGAGCCGGAAGAUGUUUAUGUCCCAGGCCAAGAAGAUGGUUGAUAAAGAGAUGCAGGCGGCUCGUCAGGCCGAGGCAUCCAAGGGUUAUGGUGACGGAUCCAAAUCUCAAGCCGACUCGGUGAAGAAGCCCGUGGUGAAGCGAAAGAAGAAGGCCGAGGAGGGUCAGCGCACCUUGGUUGAUACUGGUUUGGUGUCGGCUCAAGGGGCCAAGAAGACGAGGCCUAACCCCCCUCCAAGUGAUACUGCUACUGCUGAUGCGCAGGCUUCAGCCCAAGGAGGAGAUGUCUCCGACGUGCAGGUCAUUGAGGACUUGACGUUGAAGGAGUCAGCUGCUAUAGUCCCCUCCAAUUCUGGCGCUGUUGCCAAGGAAAGCACCCGCACUGGUCGAGAUCCGGCUACCGGCCUUUAUGAGGUGACGGUGCGGUACCCAACGAAGGGCGGGUUGUUCAAUGAGAAGGUGUCCGGCCAUGAUGUCCUCUUCCAGGCUAUCCCAGACGAGGAUAGGGCGUACCUGCGUCGACAGGGAAAAGAUGUGCGCCUCUUCGACGGCGGGCUGGACUACGUCGUCCAGGGGGCUUUUAUGGUGAUGGAGCAGCAGCGCCGGCAGGAGGAAGAGAUUACCCGUCUCCGGGAGGUUGAAAAGAGGGUGGCCUUGGCGGACGAAGCGCUCUCUUCUUUGGAACGGUUGCGUGUUGAGACCGGGUCCUUGAAGGAUAGGGCCGAUGCGGCUGAGAAGAGAGCCGUUGUUGCUGAAGAUGAGGCAAAGCGCCUCAAGGUUCAGUUGGAAGAAGAAGCGGCUGCCCGUCGGCUGGUGGAGGAAAAGGCUGUCAAGCUAGAGGCCGAUGCGACUGCGGCUGCUGAUAAAGCCAUUGAGCUUUUUAUGGCUGAAGGGUGGAAGGACGAGGCCCGGCGCGAUUGGAGUUAUAAUGUCGUGGCGGAGCGCUUUGAGGCGUGGUCGCAGGAGGAAGCCGGUCGAGCCUGCCUGAAACAGGAGUUCGAGGUCCGGUACGACCUCGGCCAGAGGCGUAUGCAGAUGUUGGUUGAUCGCCGUCUCCGCCGUCGUGUGAAAAACUUGAAGCCCAGGGGUAUCGGCCUUCCCCGGCUGAUGAAGGACCCCGAGGAGGAGUUGAAACUCCCACUGUCCGAAAGGCAACCCCCCAUUCUGAGUUCAGGCGAGGAGGACGGGCCCUGGACCGAGAGUGACGACUACCUCUUCCGGAGCUCGGCCAAGUCAAAGACCGCCGAUGAUGUUUAGGACGAUGCCGACAGUGGGGCUGUUGAAGGUGGCCAGGGACAAACUGCUUAGUGUUUCCUUGUACUUAGUUUCUUUUUACAUUCAUAGUUGUAGUCUUAAUGGCCGAAGCGCCCUGAUGAAUGUAACGGCCGAAGCGCCCCCUUGUGUACUUUGAAUCAUCGAUUAAUGACAACCCUUUUUUGUCUAAGUAUGGAUGUUUAUACUGUUCCGUCUUUAUAGCUUUUGAUGUGUAAACUGUUGGUGUCGCAUCGUCUCUAUAAUUAUUGCUUUUCAAGUUCUAAGUUUUUGUAAGUUCGGCCAAGUGUUGAACAUACCGCAGUAGUCUGAGAUGAAGCGGUCUCCUGAUAUUUCAAAAGAUAUGCCUCCCUCAUCGGGGACGAUGCGGUUUGAUGGUGUAGUAUGUUUGGACGAGGCACGCACCCUUGACUGUGAUUCGGGACGAGGCGCACCUUUUUGGAUAUGUUUCAGAAUUUGUCAAGUGCUCAAUCUUUCCUCCGGUGCGACGCUACGUCCCUUGCGUAUGUCCGCAUCGGCUGGCGCUCUGUGUACUUAAAUAGAACCUCCAAGGAUUUUCUCAAGUUUAGGGAAUUGUCCCGAAGUGUUGAAGAUGAAGCGACGCGUAGUGGUAGCGCAUCGUCUUUGCGGUGAUGUGACUUAAAAAAUUUUCUAAGUGUCAAGCUUCCUUGAUGUAGGUGUUUUCCUUUGGUUCGUCACUUGGGUUUUGCUAAUUGGAGACGAUGCGACUCACCUUCCAAGUGAUGGGGUGGUUUUGUAUAGUUGAAACUGAAGCGAUUAAACCUUGGGAUGUUGUGGUCGAGGCCGAAGCGUGUACUUCGUAUUCGUGUAUGGUGAUCCUGAUAUGUACUUAGCCGAUUUUGAGGCUUGGUUUUUGUGGGGAUUUUAUUUUAUGCUCGAGGCCGGCGGGUGCGCGGUCCGUCGGCUUCCCUCUUUUUUUUUUUUUUG